AUGGCGUCAGAACCCCCCGACCCUUCGCGAUAUAACGCAUCGUACAUCGAUUCACGACGCAGUUUCAUUUCUGACUACCUCGAGCACGUUGGCGACGAUGCGACCGCCAAAUGGGACGACUUCUUGGAGAAUGCCUUCGAGCAAGUCAUGGAAUCCCUCGAAGAACAGCGCCUCACCCAAGUCAGCCACGACUGGCUAGAGUACGAAGCAGAUCGUGUCGCCUGGCAAAUGCUCUUCAGCGAACUUUCAGUCGAAGCUGUUGAAUGGCCCUUCACCCUGCCAUCCGAAUUUUAUGGACCUAAAAUGAUAGCACAGGGUAUCUCGCCAACCUACCAGAAAUGGCGUCUGGACCGUGGCCUCCAUAUACACAACGUCACUUUUGACGAAAAACCGGCAGUGCUGUCUCUGGACCAGCGGAUGGAAGUUUGGGAGAAUGAUGAAAACUAUCCCCGUGAAGCUGUGGCUCCCAUCACUGGUCCGUUCCAGAUCGCACUCCCACUAUGGAUCGAUUUCUAUCACCUUGUUCUUGGAGAGAACAACCACCUCCUCAACAUGAUCAACAAUGAAAUCGUCCCCCCCCACCUGGCAGUCUCAUGGACUGACGACGAUGAAGGCUGUUUCACAUUGAUCGUUGGAUUCAGCCCUACCACCUGUGUCAACCCUGGAAGCGAGGGAAUCGGGCAUUCAAUCAGAUAUCUGUGGCAGUCCGUCGUCGAUUGGUCGACUGAAACCUAUUCUGGUGGUACAAUGUCGCUCGCGACCUUUUUGCGCGUGCGUAAGGCUAUGCCUUUUGCUGACGCAAGUGUCCACCACGGUCAGGGGUGGAACGCUUGGAUCAGAGAAGCAUAUGGCGACGCCCAAUACGAGCCAAUGUCUUUCAUGAGGGAUGCACAUAAGAACCGAAACUUCAUCGCCAAAUGUCGUGAUGACGUUUUGGAGAUCAUCGAGAAGCCCUUGACCGAGGCCAAAUCCGAACUUAGCCGCUGGGUCGUCUAUGGAGGCCCUGAUUCCGAGUCCGAGGAGCGAGUUCGAGCUGCACGAGAGAUCUGGGUGUCUAGUACUACAGAUGAAAGAACCAUCCAGGAGGCGCUUAUCUGGGCAUGGGGGCCGCAUUACAUGGCGAUCUAG
Molecule: messenger RNA, 1128 nt
Organism: Fusarium fujikuroi IMI 58289
Lineage: Eukaryota; Fungi; Ascomycota; Sordariomycetes; Hypocreales; Nectriaceae
Exons: 2
Coding region: 1-1128 (375 amino acids)
Source: RefSeq, a predicted model, not a curated record